This is a messenger RNA of Eufriesea mexicana, 2439 nucleotides long. Its product is annotated as spermatogenesis-associated protein 20. Bases 19 to 2439 code for a protein of 806 amino acids. The record is from RefSeq and is a predicted model, not a curated record. The transcript has 12 exons. NCBI's taxonomy places the organism in Eukaryota, Metazoa, Arthropoda, Insecta, Hymenoptera, Apidae. Gene Ontology annotation, biological process: carbohydrate metabolic process.
UUUUAUGUCAAGGUUGUUAUGAUUUUGGGAAGAUAUCGUCUUUUAUCAAUAGUUAACUAUACAUGUGUAUUAUCUAAAAAGCAGUGGAUUCAAAAUUGUAUAGUUAGGCCAUAUUUGCCUCAAACUACUUUUAUAUCACUAACUAUACAUCAUUUAAACAGGAUAGAUAAAAAAUCAUUUAAUCUUAUGUUAUUUGCAAAUAUGGCAUCAACAAGUAAUCCUACAAAUACACAAAUAUUGAAAAAGAAUCGUUUGAGUUUGGAGAAAUCACCAUAUUUAUUACAACAUGCUACUAAUCCAGUUGACUGGUAUCCAUGGUGUGAUGAAGCUUUGGAGAGAGCAAAGAAAGAGGACAAAUGUAUUUUUUUAUCUGUUGGUUAUUCUACAUGUCAUUGGUGUCAUGUUAUGGAGAAAGAAUCAUUUAAAAAUAAAGAAAUUGCUGAAAUAAUGAACAAGAAUUUUAUUAACAUAAAAGUAGAUAAAGAAGAGAGGCCAGAUAUUGAUAGGAUAUACAUGACUUUUAUACAAGCUACCAGUGGUCAUGGUGGAUGGCCAAUGAGUGUUUUUCUUACUCCUAAUUUAAAACCAAUAGUUGGAGGGACUUAUUUCCCUCCAGAAGAUACAUAUAGACAAAUAGGAUUUAAAACAAUUUUACUCAGAGUUGCCCAAAAGUGGCAUCAAUCUAGAAUGAAAAUUGCAGAAGUUGGAUCUAUUAAUCUUGAAAGAUUACAAAAUAUUUCUAAAAUUACACAUAUAUCUACGACACAUGAAAUACCUUCACCUGAAUGUAGUAAAAUAUAUAUUCAACAAUUUAUAAAUGAAUUUGAACCUAAGUUUGGUGGAUUUGGUUCUAAAUAUAAUAUGCAAUCACCAAAAUUUCCGCAACCAGUAAAUUUCAAUUUUUUAUUUCAUAUGUAUGCACGUCAACCUAAUGGAGAAUUUGCAGACUCUUGUCUGCAUAUGUGUGUAUAUACUUUAAAAAAAAUAUCUUAUGGUGGCAUUCAUGAUCAUGUAGGUCAGGGCUUUUCAAGAUAUGCUACUGAUGGUGAAUGGCAUGUUCCUCAUUUUGAAAAAAUGUUAUAUGAUCAGGGCCAAUUAAUGAAAUCGUAUACAGAUGCAUAUCUUGCAACUAAAGAUAAUUACUUUGCUGAAAUUAUCGAUGAUAUCGCUACCUAUGUGAUAAGAGAUCUUCAACAUAAGGAAGGUGGAUUUUAUAGUGCUGAAGAUGCAGAUUCUUAUCCUACAUAUGAUGCACAGAGUAAAAAGGAAGGCGCUUUUUAUGUAUGGACUGCUGCAGAAAUUAAGUCACUUUUAAAUAAAGGAAUUUCUGAUAGAAAUCACAUUAAACUUUCGGAUAUUUUUUGUCAUCAUUUCAAUGUAAAGAAGUCAGGAAAUGUGAAAUCAUAUCAAGAUCCACAUGGAGAACUAGAAGGGAAAAAUAUACUAAUAAUAUUUAACGAAAUAGAAGAAACUGCUAACUACUUUAACCUUCCUGUUGAAGAAGUUAAGAUGCUUCUGAAAGAAGCAUGUUCCAUCUUAUACAAAGCUAGAUCUGCAAGGCCACGACCUCAUUUAGAUGAUAAAAUUAUUACAGCGUGGAAUGGUCUUAUGAUAAGUGGUUUAGCUUCUGGUGGAGUAGCAGUGAAUAAUAAACAAUAUAUCGAGAGUGCAGUAGCUGCUGCGAAAUUUAUUAAACGAUAUCUUUUCGAUAAAACCAAAGAUAUGUUACUUCAUAGUUGUUAUCGCGAUGAAAAAAAUACAAUUACACAAAUGAGUACACCUAUACCUGGUUUUUUAGAUGAUUAUGCAUUUGUUAUAAAAGGAUUAUUAGAUUUAUAUGAAUCUAGUUUAAACGAGGAAUGGCUGGAAUUUGCUGAGCAAUUACAAGAUUUACAAAAUCAAUAUUUUUGGGAUGAAACAAAUGGUGGAUAUUUUACAACAACAUCAAAUGAUCCUUCGAUAAUUCUCAGGCUUAAAGAAGCUUAUGACGGAGCAGAACCUUCUGGUAAUUCAAUUGCCGCCGAAAAUUUACUAAAGUUGGCAGAUUAUUUAAAUCGUAGUGAAUUCAAGGAUAAAGCAGUGCGGCUUUUCGAAGCAUUUAGACACUUGCUAAUAGAAAAAUCUGUUACAAUUCCACAAUUAGUAUCGGCGUUUGUACGCUAUCACGAUGAUGCAACGCAGAUUUACGUGGUUGGAAAGAGAGAUGCCAAGGACACUGAUGAUCUACUUCGCGUUAUAUAUACACGUUUGAUCCCAGAUAGGAUUCUUCUCUUAAUUGAUCACGAUGAAACAACUAGUAUGAUAUUUCGUAAAAACGAGCAUCUCAGAAAUAUGAAAGCUGUGAAUAAUCAAGCAACGGCUUAUGUAUGCAAACAACGUACGUGUUCCUUGCCCAUUACGAAUCCUGAACAAUUAGCAACGUUGUUAGAUGAUCGAUAA